AUGGCUUCCCCGAUUAAACGAAUCAUGAGCUUGCGGGAGUCGAGGAACUCGACAGUCUCUCCACAAUCAUCACCCUCGACCUCGGCUUCGCAGGCUAAUCGAAAGCCGAAAUUUUUGAAGAUUCUGAGAAGGCAAUCUUUUAACCAUGGGAGGAGAAAAAGCAAUGAUUCAAACAAUGAACAAGAAAGAAACGAAACCGAUGCACCGGCGAAGCCGGCCAAAACCUCAUCGCAAACACGCGAUUUGGAGACCUUUGAGCAAUAUUACAAAGAGCUCCGCAGUGCAGUUCAAUAUUUUAUUCUUGUUGUGGACAAGUUCAAAAGCAACAUGGAGAUCGUGAUGGCAAAGAUCCCUGAUAAUACUUCGAUCGUCCUGGAGUCAGUGAUUAACAUUGAUAAUAUGUUAGAUACAUGUCUUCGUUUGCAUUCCAACAACACAGAUCUGAUCCCGCACAGAAAGCUCGUUCACGAGCGCAUCGCGGAACUUGUCCGUUGGACAGAUCAGCUUUUAGUGCGGGGCAACGUGAAGGGAAAUCUCGAAGAGGGCGUCGAUUUUGUCAAAGCGCUCGAACAGAGUAUGAAAGAAUUUGUGGAUCUUGUUAUUCCACGACUUCGAAAGCGAGAGGUAAACGAUGAAAUCAGAAAUUCAAUUUUCAUGUUUGAAGGCAGUAGUGAAAGUAUCCAAGUUGGCGAAGAUGUAAAUUCUGAAAGCAGUAAUGGCCAAUGGUCCUCCAACAAAAGAGAUUCAGGUAUUAGCGAGGGAAGCCUCAGUGGAAUGGAUUCCUCUUCUAACAGGCCAUCACCCACUACUUCACGAGACUCGGGUCGUGGUUCCAUCAACUACAUCAUUGAUUCUGACUCACAUCAUCAUAAUGGCUAUUUAAGCCCUCCAGAACCACCAGUGAGGGGACGUCACUCUUACAGACGUACGGCAAGUUACCAAAACCAAAUCAAUAGAGCUAAAGACUCUGACUGGUCACUCAGUCAAGCAAGUGAUUCAUCCAGCUAUCGCUCUCUUCCUCAGUCCCCUGUUAGCUUCAAUGAUGAAUUCACUGGGCAUGCUUACCUUUCUGCUUCCAGCUCCACUGGAGAGGAAGGAUCUUUUUUCUCUGCAGAUGAAGGUGAUCAUAUGACACCUUUUGAAGAACCAGACAGUCCCAUUAUUCAAGCCUCAUUUCUAGGAUAUAUUGAAAACCAUGAAAUAUCCACACCUAAGAGGAAGGCAUUCCAAGUUUACAUUGAACUUGUUGGAAAUUACACCCAGCCUUCUGACGGCAUUCUUAAGCGGCCAUCAUCAGCAUAUGAAGGCUAUCAAGAAACUUUCAGGAAGAGCAUUACACAAAAUAAUUCUCCAAAUCACCACACUCCGACUGGACUAAAGAAAGACAUUUUUACUUUCCGAAAUGUUGCUGAUACUGAGCGAUCUCAUUCAUUGCCAAUACUUCAAAGUCCAACUAAAGUGCCUCCAAAUUUCACCCAAGACUUGAAUAGGAACAUACAGACAGAAAUGACCAGGAAGAAGCUGCUCCCACUUGAAGAGGAGCGAAAACGUAAACAGAGUAACACAAGCAGCAGUUCAAGUAGUUUAAGUGGUACAGAAGAUGAAGAUCACAAUACUCCAGCGCUUGACUGCUUGGAUGUUUCUAGAUUUCUUGUUUACCGUGAUGAUGAUGAUGGUACAACACUUAUCGGUGGAGCAAUAGAUGCCUUGAUAGUCCAUGCCAGUGGCUCCACCAAGAGAGACUUGGUUUAUUAUGAAGCUUUUCUUACCACAUACAGAACAUUCAUCUCUCCAAAGGAUCUGAUUAACAAACUUCUGUACAGGGAAAGAAGGUUUCGAGAAAAAGGCUGUAAGAAAGCUAGCCAAAAUGCUUUCUUCUUGCUUUUGAGGGUUGUCGACGAGCUCACAGGAAAAGUUGAGAGAACCAUUUUAGAACAGCUAAUGAAAGAAAUCUUUCGCCUUCUUGUGAAUGGACACAUUGUUCUCGGAAAGAUUCUGCGUGAAAAGAUGCUGCCUAAAUGUGAACAUUACUACAGAUCUCGUAGCCCUUCUUCAAUCAUUCACCCUGUCAUUCCAGAUCCAUCUCAGAACUACUCUGUCCUUGACUUCCAUGCUGAGGAGCUGGCCAAACAGCUUACUUUGAUGGAUGCAAAGAACUUCCACAACAUAGAGAUUCCUGAAAUACUUGCUUGGGGUAAAGAACAGAAGGAAGAACAUUCUCCAAACCUAUGCAUUUUCACUGAACAUUUCAACAAAGUUUCCUAUUGGUGCCGAACUCAUGUUCUGUCUUUUGAGAAACCGCGAGAUCGAGAAAUGGCUUACUUGAAGUUCCUAAAGAUCAUGAAGCACCUACGAAGGUUCAAUGACUUUAAUUCUUUCUUUGGAAUCCUCUCUGCUUUGGACUGUUCUGCAGUCAGACGAUUGAACUGGCCAAAGCAUUUGACAGAUGGCUUAGCUGAGUAUGCGACAUUGAUUGACAGCACGUCAUCAUUCAGAGCUUACCGUGAGGCCCUGGCUCUUGCAGAACCACCUUGCAUUCCUUAUCUUGGGCUUAUUCUUCAAGACGUCACUUUUGUUUACCAUGGCAAUGCAGAUGAGCUUCCUGACGGCAAGGUCAAUUUUGUGAAGAGGUGGCAGUUGUUUAAUAUUAUGGACAAUGUUCGCCGAUUUAAACUCAAUUCUUAUGACUUUGAGUGGAAUGAUCAAAUUGCGCAGUUGUUUGCCAGAAUGGACAAUUUCUUGUCAGAAGAGGACUUGUAUGACAGAUCACUGAGAUUAAAGCCCAGAGAGUAA
This is a messenger RNA of Porites evermanni, 2793 nucleotides long. The record is from the annotation of a GenBank genome assembly. Lineage: Eukaryota; Metazoa; Cnidaria; Anthozoa; Scleractinia; Poritidae.